Messenger RNA from Caenorhabditis elegans, 1175 nucleotides. RefSeq names its product Nuclear Hormone Receptor family (gene nhr-262). The record is from RefSeq and is marked reviewed. Gene Ontology annotation, molecular function: DNA binding; RNA polymerase II cis-regulatory region sequence-specific DNA binding; DNA-binding transcription factor activity. Gene Ontology annotation, cellular component: nucleus. Bases 6 to 1175 code for a protein of 389 amino acids. Lineage: Eukaryota; Metazoa; Nematoda; Chromadorea; Rhabditida; Rhabditidae. The transcript is spliced from 6 exons. Gene Ontology annotation, biological process: regulation of DNA-templated transcription; DNA-templated transcription.
ACAAAAUGUCGCCAUUGAAAAUGCACGUCAAUAUGUUGCAAUCCGACCAUGCACUCAUAAUGUCCUCAUUUCCUGAACCUUCUCCUUCUUCAAAGCGCCCAACAGAAAACUGCAAGGUUUGCGGAGAUCGACCAAAUAACGAUAGAUAUGGUGCAUCGGCGUGCCUCGGGUGUACUGUAUUUUUUCGGAGGGCUGUUGUCAAAAAUUUGAAGUACAAGUGCAUGAAGGAGCAGAACUGUUUGAUUUCAUGCACAUAUAGAAACGCGUGCCGUUACUGCAGAUUUCAGAAAUGUUUUGCUGUUGGAAUGCAUUCAAGCGCUAUCCAGAGAAGAGACCUAGUGGGUCCACGAAAAAUAUCUGGAGAUGGAGAAGUUAUAAUUUGUGAAAACAACACAUUUCUAGACGAUUUUGCAAGUUUCCAAAGGACACAGUUUGCGGAGCAUCUUCAAUACUUUACCGAACAUCAAGUUGACGUCGCAUUUCAUGUAGAUCAAGCGAACGUCGUAAAAUUCCGGCGCCGUGCUCGUGCUCACGACGUAAACGUUAUGCUCAAACUUUGCCUGAAACAAGCAACAGAAUGGGCAAAUCGGUUAAAGCUUUUCAAGAGCUUACCAGCAGAGUCGAAGCGGAGCAUUCUUGCCGAGUACUGCCUCGCCUUCAAUUUGAUCGAUCAGGGCUACAAGACAUCAAAAGAAGCUGACUUGGGAAUCUGGUUACUUCAAAAUGGGAGUUUUAUGCAUCCCGAUUAUUUUUUUGGGCUAAACGUGACAAGUGUCGAUGAGGAGAGCAUGAAGGUUAAGAUACAACUCCAUCACAACUUUGUCGCAGAAAUGAUCAACUGUCUGAGCACUCCAUUCCGAAGACUAGAAAUCGAUGAAGUCGAGUGUGCAGCCCUGAAAGUAAUUCUCCUGCUAACCCCUUCCUGCUCCAAACGUGCAAUCUAUGCUGGCCGGGAAGGUGUGCUCGCCGGGCUCUACACAAAUUGUACCGAAGAGCUUAUGGAUCACUGUAUGAGAAAGUUUCCGGAGAACGGUGCAGUGAGGUUCGGGGAAAUUCUGCUACUGUUAAGCGGUAUUCGGUGCGGAAUCAAGACUAUGUAUAAUCAGACACGAGUCUCUGAUCUCUUUAAUUUUAUGAAAUUUGAUAAUUCUGUAAAAAGUGUGUUGUUGUCAUAA